Molecule: messenger RNA, 486 nt
Organism: Dovyalis caffra
Lineage: Eukaryota; Viridiplantae; Streptophyta; Magnoliopsida; Malpighiales; Salicaceae
Source: the annotation of a GenBank genome assembly
AUGGAUUUGAGGAACUUUGGUAUUGGGUCUCCAAUCUUUUCAAUGAUAGAAGACAUGCUGGACUUCCCUGAAGAUCAGCAAGAAUCCAAGUCUAAAAACAACCCUUCGCGUGCCUACGUUCGUGAUGCAAAAGCCAUGGCUGCGACACCGGCAGAUGUUGUGGAGUAUCCAAACUCCUAUGUGUUCAUUGUUGACAUGCCAGGGAUCAAAGCUAGCGAGAUCAAGGUUCAGUUAGAGAAUGACAAUGUGCUUGUGGUGAGUGGACAGAGAAAGAGGGUCAAAGAGAAAGAUGACAAAGACGGUGUCAAAUAUUUGAGAAUGGAAAGGAGGGUUGGCAAGCUGAUGAGGAAAUUCGCGUUGCCUGAUAAUGCUAAUAUGGAAGCUAUAUCUGCAGUUUGUCAAGAUGGGGUUUUGACUGUGACAGUGGAGAAGAUGCCACCGCCUGAGCCAAAGAAGCCCAAGACCAUUGAGGUUAAAGUUGCUUAA